This is a messenger RNA of Daphnia pulex (common water flea), 843 nucleotides long. RefSeq names its product serine/threonine-protein phosphatase 6 regulatory ankyrin repeat subunit C-like. NCBI's taxonomy places the organism in Eukaryota, Metazoa, Arthropoda, Branchiopoda, Diplostraca, Daphniidae. The coding region runs from base 1 to 843 and encodes 280 amino acids. The transcript has a single exon. Gene Ontology annotation, molecular function: protein binding. The record is from RefSeq and is a predicted model, not a curated record.
AUGGCAAAGUUAGACAAGGAAUUCACUCUGUUAAACUCGGAGAAAACCUUUUCUAAUCGAAAGGAAAUGGUUUUUCAAGAAAAACAAAAGGCCGAUCCUACAACUCGUAAUGUAACAGGGAGAAGUGCACUUGCAACAGCCGCCAUACACGCAGAUAACGCGGAGGUAUUAGAUUUACUUCUAAAACACGAGAACGUGAACAUUAACAGAUAUGGUAGAUCUGCGCUUCAUUUGGCCGCAUGUACAUCAAAUCACAAUGUCGCAAGAAAUUUGAUCAAAAGGGGAGAAAAACCCAACCAGUUGGACAGCCAUGGCCUCACUCCACUUCAUUUGGCAGCAUAUCAUUCAGACGACACGGAGAUGAUCGAUUUACUUUUGGAAGCUCAAAAACAAAGUCAAGGCGACGAAAGAAUUGACAACUGGAACAAUCACGAUGGAAUGACUGCUCUACAUAGUGCCGCCAUCGCCUCCAAUGAGAUCACGGCAAAACAUUUACUCAAAAGGAGAGCAGACCCCAACCGAAAAGACAAACUUGGUCGCACGCCACUUCAUUAUGCAGCGCUCUUUGCUAAAAAUACCAAAAUCAUCGAUGUCUUCCUUAACAACAAGCAAGUCGACGUCAAUUCCUUAUAUUAUUCUGGACGAAAUGCACUCAAUUACGCCAAACGUAACCAGUAUGGACUCAAAAAAGAAAUUAUAAGUCGAUUGAAACCUCCACAUAAUCCAGGUCCACUCAUCUUAUUGUUAGUUUUUAUCUUUGGCUUUUAUAUCUUCGACUAUUCUUCCAUUUCAAUCAGUUUGUGUUUUGUUUUGUCAUUUUACAUCUUAGAGUAUUUUCUCUAA